This is a messenger RNA of Amborella trichopoda, 1702 nucleotides long. NCBI's taxonomy places the organism in Eukaryota, Viridiplantae, Streptophyta, Magnoliopsida, Amborellales, Amborellaceae. The record is from RefSeq and is a predicted model, not a curated record.
AAAUAAUGAAUGUGAUCUCCAUGUAUAAAAGAUAAAUGGUCUCUUUGUAGACAAUCCCUAUUACCAAAUGGAAAUUUAUGUUAAUGGAAUCUCUUUUACCAGUAAUGUUAAAGGAAAAUUGACUUUUAAUUAUCUUAUGGGUUCUUGUUUGCAUCAAUUACUCUGGAUUUUUAUGUUUCAUACUCAUGUUCUUUUUAGGUCCUUACCUUUUUAAAAAUGAGCCUUGUUCAUUGAUUUGACACAAGGACAUGGGUUGGGACUUGUUGGGAUCCCAAGCCUGAUUCAUUGUGUCUGAAUCGGCUGACUCAGCUGAAUCUAUGUAAAAAAUAACACAGCAGGCCGUAGAACUGGGAACCGGCACUCUGUUGGGCCUGAGUAGCUACGGCACCGAGUUUAACACUCUUUUAAUUUUUUUGAUAUCGAUCAUUGAAGUCCACUAAGUGAUGUAGUUCAUUAUGCACCAUCUUGUAUUUUGAGUUUAAGUUGAGAGUAAUCCAUGUGACCACAGGUUUAAAACAUCCCAGUGAUGGCUCCACCGCCACCAAACACUGGCCUUUUUGUAGGACUAGACAAAGGCCAUGUUGUGACCAAAUGAGAGAUUGAUCCUCGCACCUCGGACAGAAAAGGGGUGUACUGUUUUCUUGGUUCUCUCUCAAAUGCUAUCUCUGUGAUUUCAUGAUGGCAAAGAAUGGAUCACAUGCAAGAACAAUUAGAGAAGAAAUUAAAGGCAAAAAGGCUUCAAACGUUAGUGGGACUCAUAACCUAAAUUCUCUGAAGAGAAUUCAACACUUGCACAGAUUGGCUACAUUGUUAUCUGGAAAAGCUUCUGUACCUUGUCUGGGUGCUCUCUUAGGACGUACAUUGGCCGCUCAUGAAGAUGCCCUUGGGAUACCACCUCUUGAAUCAAAUUUCUUUUCUUGCCAAAGAUGCAAAACCAUUCUUCAGCCUGGUUUUAACUGCAGUGUUCAAGUAGAAAGAAAUAGAUGCGAAAAAUGCCAUGCCAAGCGUGGCUUUGCCCCACAAAACAAUGUGGUAUACAUUUGCACUUUUUGCUCCUACAGGAACAUAAGAAGAGGAACGCCUUGGGGUCACCUCAAGGCACUUUUUGUCCAAAGACCCGAUCUUGAGGUAGGAAGAGAUGCAGAAGCAGAAAUCAAGGGUGGGAUACCCAAUGACGAGAUAGAAAGAAUUGGGUACUGAAAAACCUAAGCAAUACCCAAUAGACAAAGCUGGACAGAGAUUGAAAACAAAUGAAAAAAUUGUCAAUUUGGAGGGAAAUGACAAAUACAGCCAAGAGAACGAAAAAGAAUCCAGCAAUGCAAAACAAAAUCAAGAGAGAGUGAAAGAUCCCAGCACUGGAGAACCACAACAAAGCCCUGUAGAGAAAGCUGGCACCAAACCGAUAACAGAAGGGAAAUCUGGCUUUCUGGAGAGAACUGAGGCCAUUAUCGACUCUCCCAUGUUAAAGACUAUGGAAACUCCCUUAGGAAAACCAGUUUGUGUUUCAUCAAUGAAGAGGGGGUCUGAAUCGAAUUCUUCGACUGGAAAUUCACAGAAGCAGAGGAGGAAAUUAUGGUCAAGUCUGAAAGAGCUAGCAACCGGUGGCAAGUCGAUUCCAUUUAUGGGAUGAGAUAAAAUGGCUUGUCGAAAUUUGUUUUAUUUUGUGAGAUAAUUUAUUGUUUUUGGACGGAAUUUGUUUUUG